AUGAGUUUGACCAAGUCUGAGAACGAGCAUGACUGGGCCAAUGCACAACACGUUAUCUGGGAUUAUAAUGCCUAUGACUUUCUGGACCAAGAAGAGCCACCCGAGGGGAUUGCCAAUCAAUCCUUGUGGAGACAGUCAAGACUCUGCUAUAUCGGUGGCAUCUUUCACGUAAUUGGUGCGCCUGAGGGUGUCAUCUAUCAAAUUCGCACGAUGGACCUUUCGAACAUGACCAUUGUCGAGAUCGGAAGCACGAAUGAGGUGAUUGUCAUUGAUACCUUGACCUCGGUGGAAACUGCAAAGGCAGCAUUUCAGUUGUACCUCGACCAGGUAAAGGAAGGUGCAUCAGUGAAAGUGAGAGCUAUUAUCUACACCCACUCGCACGCGGAUCAUUUCGGCGGAGCGAAGGCCAUCCUGCCGUACAAGGCAGACAAAGAUUUCCGUAUAUACGCCCCCAGCGGCUUCCUGGAGCACGCUGUGAGCGAGAAUGUCUAUGCCGGAAAUGCAAUGGCUCGCCGGUCUGUGUACAUGUACGGCGAGUCGUUGGAGAUCUCCCCCCGAGGUCAGAUUGGAGCCGGGCUUGGACUGGCUUUGUCACAGGGAACCAGCUCCCUAAUUGCACCCACCCACUAUGUCCAGCAAAAUGGCCCGCUGGACCCGCCCAUUGAAGGCAUGAAGAUUAUCUGCCAAUUGACCCCCGGCACGGAAGCGCCAUCCGAGAUGAAUUUCUUCUUCCCGACCCUUCAUGCCAUGUGCAUGGCGGAGAAUGCAACUCAUACCCUGCACAAUCUGCAGACCCUGCGUGGCGCCCCUGUCCGCGAUGCUCGACUCUGGUCCCGAUAUCUGGAUGAGGCGAUUGCUCUGUUUGGUGACCUCGCUGAUGUCGUCUUUUCCAGCCAUCAUUGGCCCACAUGGGAGACGGUUGAUGAGGAAGGGAAUCGGAAGAAAACCAUCAUGCAUUACUUGAGCAGACAGCGCGAUUGCUAUGCCUACCUCCAUAACGAGGCACUGCGUCAUCUGAAUGAUGGAAUGACCCCGGUCGAGAUUGCCGAGGUGCUGGAGAUGCCGCCGACCCUCCGAGACGUUUGGGAUCUCAAGGGCUACUACGGGUCUGUCAGCCACAAUGUCAAAGCCAUCUAUGACAAGUACAUGGGCUGGUUUGAUGGCAACCCGGCGAAUCUGUGGAAACACCCGCCCAAGGAGGAAGCUAUCCAAUACGUCAAGUGCAUGGGGGGCAUCGAUAACGUGAUUGGGCUGGCUCAAGGUUACAAGAACAAAAAUGAUCUUCGGUUCGCGGCUACAAUCCUUAAUAACGCGGUCUUUUCUGAUCCCACCAACGACAAGGCCAAGGAAGCUUUGGCUGGAAUCUAUCAGACCUUGGGUUACGGCGCAGAAAACGGGACCUGGCGUAACAUCUAUCUCACCGGUGCAAAGGAACUGAGAGGUGAGGUUCAAGGUGGCGUCAACAAGAUGGCACCCGAGACGUUGUUCGCCUUCAGCCUGGAUCAGCUAAUGGACACCAUGGCCAUCCGCCUAGACGGACGCAAGGCAUGGGAGACCGAACCUUUUGCCAUCAACAUGAUGGUUACGUACCCAAAGAGCAGCAAAGAUCCCGAAGGCUGGCACGCGCGAUUGAGCAACGCCGCCAUGACCGGCCGUGCCAUUCCAUAUGCAGCACCCGGAGAUACGUCGCCUAUUCCAGCUUCUUUGACCAUCUACGUCACCCAUGAACAGCUUGUCGAGCUAGUGAGUGGCGUGCGGAGGUCACUGGAAGGUCUUGAAACAAGCGGCAAUCCUGAAGUUUGGGAAUGUCUAGCCAACCUACUGACUACGCCCAACAAAGCAUUCAAUAUUGUGACGCCUCUCGAGUAUAAUCCCCAUUCAGCAAAAUAG
Aspergillus sclerotioniger CBS 115572 is the source of this 1890-nucleotide messenger RNA. RefSeq names its product alkyl/aryl-sulfatase. Bases 1 to 1890 code for a protein of 629 amino acids. The record is from RefSeq and is a predicted model, not a curated record. Gene Ontology annotation, biological process: dodecyl sulfate metabolic process. NCBI's taxonomy places the organism in Eukaryota, Fungi, Ascomycota, Eurotiomycetes, Eurotiales, Aspergillaceae. Gene Ontology annotation, molecular function: linear primary-alkylsulfatase activity; protein dimerization activity. The transcript has 2 exons.